Molecule: messenger RNA, 1762 nt
Organism: Jatropha curcas
Lineage: Eukaryota; Viridiplantae; Streptophyta; Magnoliopsida; Malpighiales; Euphorbiaceae
Product: manganese-dependent ADP-ribose/CDP-alcohol diphosphatase-like protein
Molecular function (GO): CDP-glycerol diphosphatase activity; manganese ion binding; 2',3'-cyclic-nucleotide 2'-phosphodiesterase activity
Source: RefSeq, a predicted model, not a curated record
AUUUUUAAUAUAUGUGCAUUUUGCUAAAAGCAGGUCAACUGGCGGUGCAUGACACACCCUAAAAGGCUAAAACGACGUACCUGAGGGGAAAAAAACGGAACAUUGGUCAGGUUCAAUGUUACAAAUGCAUUUAUUCCGUAUUACGUGGCCCAUUGACGUACCGCAACCACCAUCUUGACGCAGCAUCUCGUUCCAUUAUUCCCAAUCGAGUGUAAUCUAAUAGUCAAAUUUCCAAUGCAUCCAUAGCUGCAAUUCCAUUGUCGAUGGUAUCGCUUCUUCACCCGAAUUCGACGGAUCGAUUCACUGCCUUUCAAAAUCAAUUGAUAUCAGUUUUAUUUAUUAUAUGGAGUCCACAAGUGGAUUAGUAAGUGCACAAGGGAAGCAACCUGUUUUCUCUUUUGGAGUCAUCUCUGAUGUCCAAUAUGCUGAUAUUCCUGACGGUUACUCAUUCGUAGGCGUUCCCAGGUAUUAUCGGCAUAGCAUCCACGUAUUGCAAAGGGCAGUACAACAAUGGAACAACCAUCAGAAACUUAAGUUUGUGAUUAACUUCGGAGACAUUGUUGAUGGAAAAUGCCCCCAGGACAAAUCUCUAACUGCUGUGAAGAAAGUAACUUAUGAAUUUGAGAAGUUCAAUGGCCCUGUCUAUCACAUGAUUGGUAAUCAUUGCCUCUAUAAUCUUCCCCGUGAGAAAUUACUACCAUUAUUGAAUAUUUCAAGUCCGGAUGAUCAUGCCUACUAUGAUUUUUCACCUGCUUCAGAAUAUAGAAUCAUUGUACUUGAUGGCUAUGAUAUCAGUGCCAUUGGAUGGCCUGAAGAUAAUCCUAAAACAUCACAGGCUUUGGAAUUUCUCAGGAAGAAGAACCCAAAUUCAGAUAAAAACAGCCCAGAAGGACUGCUAGGCCUAGAAAGGAGGUUUCUUAUGUUCAAUGGAGCUGUUGGGAGAGAACAGAUGCAAUGGUUGGAUGGCAUACUUCAGGAUGCAACAAAAUUGAAGCAGAAAGUAGUUGUGUGCUGCCAUCUGCCUUUGGAUCCUGGUGUGUCAUACCUAGAAGCACUUCUGUGGAAUUAUGAUGAAGUAAUGAAUUUGAUACACCAGUACAAUUGCGUGAAGGUUUGCCUAUCUGGACAUGAUCACAAAGGCGGGCAUUCAAUUGAUUCCCAUGGAAUACACCACAGAUCCUUUGAAGCAGCACUAGAGUGUCCUCCUGGUACAGAUGCGUUUGGCUACAUUGAUGUUUAUGAUGACAGGUUACUGCUUUUUGGCUCUGAUAGAAUGGAGAGUACAGAUAUGUGUUUCGAUCCCUGAGUAAACUUCAGAGUAAGACAGUGCUAACUCAUUCUUUAAUAGAAGCUUAAUGGGUAUACCUUAAUCACAAGCCUCUUAAGGAAAAAUUCAUAGGUCUUGGAAGACCACAAUAAUGAAAUUGUUUGCGGAACAUGUGGUGCCAUUUUUAACUGCCAACAAAGGUAUGAAUGCAAUGCUUUAUUAUUCUGUAUGCAAAAUCUAUUUUGAAAUAUAUUUGCAUUCAGGGGAUAUCUUCUUCUUCUGGACUGGAGGUUGUUUAUUUUUUAGGUGUAUUUCAUUCCUUGUCCUCGGCAUUUCAGGAGUGCUUUUGAAGUUUUCAAAUUGAUCCUUCAUGCCCUUUAGCAAUGUCAUGUAAACUAUUUUAUGUGUUGUGAAAAAAUAUAAGAUGCUUGAGAUAGAGAAUUUGUAACACUUUUGGGUUUCAAAUGGAUUACUUUCACAUAUUUGAUUAGGUAA